CCCAAAGAACCAAAUUUGCAGCUCCUGGAACCGAAAAUGAGAAAAUUCGUGUGCUCCGUUUACGUCCUUCUAUACUUGGGGCACGUUGCGACAGGCCAGAUUAUCAAGAAAUCUGACGCAACGUCGUUGGAGAAGUAUAAUGUCGAUCCUGAUUCCAUUACCGUAUCUGGAUUCGCCUCUGGUGGAUCGUUCGCUACACAGUUUCACUUUAGCUACUCAAGUCUAAUAAAAGGAGCAGGAAUUUUUGCGGGUUAUGGGCCGUAUCUAUGCGGAUAUGAAGGUGUCGAAUCAAUGCUGUCGUGCAUUCGAGACCCCAAUCUGGUCAACAUGGCAAAUUUACUGCAAAUGGUUGACAACUUUUCGUCUUCCCAUAAAAUUGACGACAUCACGAAUCUCAAUGGUUCCAGGGCCUAUGUGAUUGGUGGGACGAGGAAUUUAGUCGUUAAUCAAGGUUCACUCAGACUUUUAAGUGGGAUGUAUAAACAUUUCGGGGCUAAUGUUCUAGAUCAGUUUAGCAUUCCAGUCGGGCACGGAAUCCCGGUCAAUAACGGCCGUGGAGCCGUAUGCUCCGCAAUUGCGCCUUGGUCCACCGGAUAUUUAAACGAAUGUGGGUUGAACAGUGUUUUCCAAAUGCUCAACUGGCUAUAUGGUGGUACCUUGGCAACUCCAAGAGCCGGAAUUCAGAUGACAGGGAGACUCAUACCUUUCCCACAAUCGGAUUUCAUAAAAGGGUCGGCUCAUGAAAUUAGCAGAGCAAUGGGAGGCAAUGGGCACAUCUAUGUCCCUAUUGCUUGUCUACCUGAAAACAGGGUCACAUGUCGAUUGCACGUUGUAUUUCGCGAAUGUUCCGUUGGCCCUGACCCUCUCAAACGUUUCGAAGAAGAACAAAAAUUAAUUGCACAGUACGCCGAAGUAGCCGACUUAAACAAUAUCAUCAUGUUGCAUCCAUCACUUGAAUUAAUGCUAGUACCUACUUUCAUGGCCCCAGGAAAACAACAAUAUAAUGAUUGCUGGGAUUCUUUUGGUUUCACGGGUCAAUCUAAUUAUGCAACUAAGGAUGGAGCUCAGGCAAGUGUAGUUUACAGAAUGAUACAGCGCGUCCUUGGAGAAUUUUAGGUUCUCUCAGAUGUGUCAAAAUAGUGCAAGUAGAGAAGCCUCCAAAAUCUUUGAGUAGCAGGAGGAUUUCUUAGGCUGUUCUGAUUGGCUUGUAAUCGCGUCUUAAUUACGUGUGUGAACCAUCCUUUUCUUUCUUUGUUCUUGUAUAGUGUAUAUAAUAAAUGCAAUUAAUACAAAAUCAACUAA
Molecule: messenger RNA, 1302 nt
Organism: Folsomia candida
Lineage: Eukaryota; Metazoa; Arthropoda; Collembola; Entomobryomorpha; Isotomidae
Exons: 7
Coding region: 37-1116 (359 amino acids)
Source: RefSeq, a predicted model, not a curated record